This is a messenger RNA of Gongylonema pulchrum, 429 nucleotides long. Lineage: Eukaryota; Metazoa; Nematoda; Chromadorea; Rhabditida; Gongylonematidae. The record is from the annotation of a GenBank genome assembly.
AUGCCGGCGCUCAUCGUUGGUAAAGCUGCUCUUUGCCUUGUCCAGUUGCACUUAGAACUUGUAAAAGCCGGUGCGUGUAUGCUAACAGUGCACGGGAGGACACGUGAACAGCGUGGACCGAAUACGGGUUUGGCCGAUUGGUCGGCAAUGCGUGCUGUUGUGAAUGCUGUUGAUGUUCCGGUUCUAGCUAAUGGCAAUAUACAGAUCCCCGGUGACGUUAACCGAUGCUUACAAUCAACCGGUGCUAGUGCUGUUAUGAGUGCAGAAGGCAUUUUAUCGAAUCCAUAUCUAUUCGAAGAGCGACACGAGGUAAAUUGGCUGGUGGCAAAGGAGUAUCUUGAUUUCGCUGAGCGUUACGAAUCCACUGUAAGCACCAUCAGGGCGCAUCUGUUUCGCAUUUGUCAUCAUAGUAAAUUUGGUAUUGCAUAA